AUGGACAUAACAGUCCUGCCGAACAACAAUCAUCCAGAGAAAUUCCUUCAUUUGGAUGUGGGAAUACUACCAGCUACACAUGGAAUGUUCCAGAUCAGUACUGCGCUGUCUCACCACAGGCAAUGGCACAACCAGAUGUAUUCACAGAGACGAGAGAGGAGUCAUGAAGGUAAACCAUCAGCAGAUGGCAGUGGUGUGUUUACAGAUAGAGAUCUGGAAAAACACAUCACUCCACAAACUCUAAAGCCAAAGAUCAAGCAGAAUCCUCUGUAUGCUCACAUCAGCAUCAUUGACACAGAGGAGAAGAACAAGUCAAAACCAUCCUGGACCAUUCAGGACUAUGACAGACACACAGCACAUGGACAGCUGGCAGAUUAUAUGAAGGAAGACCCAAGAAAGUUGAGUUUCUGGCUGGAAGAUCUCUACACCCCCGGCUACGAUUCACUGCUCAAGAAGAAAGAAGCUGAACUGAGAAGAAGGAAGAUUUGUAAAAUAUUAGCGUUCAUCAUUCUGUCGGUUUGUGCUGUUGUCAUCAUUAUUACUGUGCCAAUUGUGUUAAGACGAUCUAAAAACUGAUGACUGAGUCAUGACAAUCCAGAAAACAAUCUCACACUUCAGAUGAUUAACACUGUUCAAACAAACACAAAGACAUCAUGUGAAUGUUAGAGGAUGACAAUAUGACAUUGUUUAUAUACAACUCAAUUAAUUUCAAGUCUAAAAAAUUUGAUUGUGGUUAAAAGACUUAUUUGUAAUAUGCUGAAUAAAUUACAAUGAUUUUGUAUUUCAAGAUGAAUUACUU
Paramisgurnus dabryanus is the source of this 799-nucleotide messenger RNA. RefSeq names its product major intrinsically disordered NOTCH2-binding receptor 1-like. NCBI's taxonomy places the organism in Eukaryota, Metazoa, Chordata, Actinopteri, Cypriniformes, Cobitidae. The record is from RefSeq and is a predicted model, not a curated record.